GAAAACUUUAGCAUUAAAAAAUACUAUAACAUGUAAUUAUUGAAAACAUAUUGGAAAAAAUGGACGUCUAAAAAGUCUUCGUGUAAAUUGCGACUUUAUUUUAAUUUGGCGCCUGAUCACAACAGAACAAAUCUCUAUUUAAAAAUGCCACAGGAAGUUCGUGUUUUGCAGUGUUUUAGUUGCAAGAUAUUCCAGGUUGACAUUGUUAAAAAAACCUCAAAGUGGCAAUGUCGAGUUUGCAACAUAAAGCAAACAGUUAGAAAGGAAUGUUUUCGAGGUACUGCAAAGGAAUGUCGUACUAAGGUGCAGCAAUUAAAUAUGACAAAAGGUCAAAAAUACAAUGAAUCAGUUAACAGUAUUUUGGAGGUAUUGGAAGCAGCAACUGAUGGCAGUUUGUUAAAAAAUGAAGAUGUUCUCGAUGGCACAUACAAUAACGCUGCUAUUGAUCAAGAUCAAAAAUUAUCAACAAAUGACAUUUCACAUAAAACUAGCGGUGAAACCAAAAAAUAUUGUCGCGGUAUUAUUAAGGCCGAGAAACAGAAACGUGAUCAAGCAGUCAACAGCAAUAUGGAGGUGCUGGAAGCAGAAAAUGAUAAUGAUGUUAACUUGUGUCAUACAAGCAAUUGUUUUGCCAAUAAUGAAAAACACAGCUUAUCAAAAGAGGACUUUUCAUCUACAUCUAGUAAUGAAAAUAAUGUAAUGUUCGACUUCUCGCAAUCCAAAAAAUGGACAUCUCGUUCUGAAACAGUCCAAAAUGCAAAGAAAUCGAAGUGGGAUAAUUAUGUAUAAAAUUAAUAAAAUAGAAAAACUAAUAUUAAAAGAUAAUAGAUAAUCUUUCACAAUAUUGCAUCAACGUUGUAGACUUUAAGGUAAACUGGCUACACCUGAUAAAAAAUACAAAAACAAGUAAUUUAUAGAAUUUCGAUUCAUUUAAUUAUU
This is a messenger RNA of Lucilia sericata (common green bottle fly), 939 nucleotides long. RefSeq lists its product as uncharacterized. The transcript is spliced from 2 exons. Gene Ontology annotation, molecular function: chromatin binding. Gene Ontology annotation, cellular component: nucleus. The record is from RefSeq and is a predicted model, not a curated record. Lineage: Eukaryota; Metazoa; Arthropoda; Insecta; Diptera; Calliphoridae. Gene Ontology annotation, biological process: mitotic G2 DNA damage checkpoint signaling. The coding region runs from base 145 to 789 and encodes 214 amino acids.